AUGGAUCAGGUGGCGGAAUGGGCUGCCUCGGACAGUUUCCCAAAUCUAGCCACGAUACAUGUUGAAUACGAAAGCACCAGGGAGCCGGAGAAAGCUGCAAGGCUUGUAGGAAGCAUCAAGAGAUCGCUCCGAAAUGUAGGAAGAAAGGGAGAAGCUGAGGAUGGAAAUACAUUGGCCCUUACAUCAGGCUAG
Molecule: messenger RNA, 192 nt
Organism: Penicillium antarcticum
Lineage: Eukaryota; Fungi; Ascomycota; Eurotiomycetes; Eurotiales; Aspergillaceae
Exons: 2
Coding region: 1-192 (63 amino acids)
Source: RefSeq, a predicted model, not a curated record